AUGGGAAAGCAGAAGCAGAUAAAGAAUUUGUACGAAACAGAUAACAAACAGAAGAAAAAGAAAGCUAAUGAGAGACAUAGUAAAGCAAGAAAGCAAGCUAGGAAGGAACCGGUUAGUUAUUCCAUCUCUGAAAUACUUAAAAAGGUCAGAGAUUCUGGACAAUGAGAUGGAGGUGAUUCUUCUAUUUUCAAGAGGAGCAAUAAUGAUUAUACUCAAAACCAUGCCUCAACUCCAACUGGCUUUCAGAUGAGUUCUGUUAGGAAGUUAAAUAACAAAAGAAGUUCUGAUACCUCUGACUCUUAUUGUAAAGAUCAAAUGAAUCCUGGCUCUAUGCUAGAAGAUUUAACGACUACAAAAUCAAUCAAAAACAAUGUUGGGACUUCUCAUACUUAUUCCAACACAAAGCUUGAUUUUCAAAGCCCAAAGCGAAAGUUCAAGAAGAACAAAAAGUCUGUGAGGAGGAACCUACCUCAGAUUAAGAUAAACUUGCAGCAUUGUAAAUUUGAAUCCAUCAAAUAAAGUUGCUACUAAAUUCGGAUGGCAGUUAACUUCUGAUUCAGAAAGCGCUUCUAUAAGUUCUGGCAAUGACUGGGACGUUUGAUGGUUAGAUGGAGGAGUCUCCUCUCAAUUCUUCCGCCAAAUGAGGCUACAUCAAAUAUGUAACCACUUUCCAGGCAUGAAUCAGAUUACUCGGAAGAAUACCCUUGCUUUAACUAUGAAAAAGCUUCAAAAAGAGUCUGGGAAUCAGGACAAAUAUGAUUUUAUACCAAAAACCUGGGUUCUUCCUAGUGAAGGAUAUGAACUCAAUGAAUUCGUUGUUAAAAUGAAGAAAAAAUAGUAAUUUUUCACACCUAACUACAGAAAAGCAAGGGAAGAUUAAGAGGGAUCCUUACUUCAUUGUUAAGCCAGAAGCUGGGGCUCAAGGAAGAGGCAUUUAUUUAACUAAAUAAAUUGUCUGAUAUUUCUACCUUCAAAUAAAUGUGUUGUGCAAGAAUACAUACACAAUCCGUUCCUGAUAGAUGGGUAUAAAUUUGACCUCAGAAUCUACGUCCUUGUUACAAGAGCAGAGCCUCUGACAAUGUUUGUGUAUAAAGAAGGAAUCGCUAGGUUUUGUACUGAGAAGUACGAUCUAAACUCUAUCAACAAGGAUGAUGAGAAAAACAAUUUCAUCCAUCUCACUAAUUUCUCCAUUAAUAAGAAGAACACUGAUCUUGAAAAUGAAAGUGUUCCUUCUUUCCAAGAAGAACAAGUUGAGGAAGGCAAGGAAUUUGGUAUUAAGAUCAGGGAUAAGAAAGUAGUCAAGAAGUUAAUGUCAGAGGUCUUUGACCAUCUCGAUCUUGAGGGAUUCGAUAAAUAUGAACUGUGGGAAGAAAUCAAAGACAUUUUUAAAGACACUAUUAUGAGCAUCCAGGAAAGUCUGGCUCAUAAUUAUAAAUCUCUUCAACCUAGGAACAAACGCAUGGAUAUGUGAUUUGAGAUUCUUGGGUUUGAUAUCCUAAUUGAUGAUUUUGGCCAACCUUGGUUGAUUGAAGUAAAUCACGCACCAAGCUUUGGAACAGGAUCUGAAAUAGAUAGAAAAGUAAAAGAAGGCUUAAUCUCAGACACCUUCAAGUUGUUAAACAUAAGCUCAAGAACUAAAAGAAGGAAGUUACAGAUGAAUGCAAGAGAGCUACAAGAAAGAGUCCAUAACAAUCGAAAUCCCAAAGAAUAUAUCCAUGUGUACAACAAUUAUGGUGAGCGAGAAAUGUACAAGCAGAUGAACCAUGAACUCACUAAUAUGGGAAAUUUUGAGAAGAUUCACACAAUUUUAAAAGAAAAGGACAACAGCCAAGAUUCUGAUGCAACUGAUGAAUAUAUUGACUUUCAAAUCCCAGAUGACCUCAGUGACUUCCAUAGUGAUGUUGAUAUCUCUAUCGGUGGUGCUUCAGCACCAAGAAUCAUAAACGCUAUUGAUGAUAGAGAAGAGGAUUUCACAAAGCUAACAGAAAAAGUUAGGAAUAUCAUUAAAACUCCUAAGAAGUCAAGAUCAAAGGCUCGAAGGAGGGCUAAAUAAGGCUAAAAUAAAUGAAGCAAUCAUGAUCAAGAGUAGAGAUACUUCUACCUCCAUUUUCCCCCAAAUUAAAAACCCACCUGGUAAAAGAAGAAAGCUAAUGUUAAUGAGUAAUGAAGAAAGAAGGAGCAAGCUCACAGAAAAGAUCAAUGCUAAGAAACAAUCAGAUACAGUCUAUAGUCCAGCUCACACAUCUAUUUCAGAGAGACAAGAUAAUCUGACAAGUCUUAACCUCACCAAAGCAAAGCUGAGAAGAAGAUUGGAUCAAGGCGUUCCAAGAAAAGGAAAAAUUCGCAAUUCCUCAAGGAAAUCUCUACUAAGAAUUGAGAAAGAUCCUCGCUUCAAAGGAAUUCAUCAAAGCAAAUUGGCUUAUCAAGAUCAUAAUACUAGCCAAGCUAAGAAAGAAUUUAAGUAUUAUUCCUCUGCGAAGCCAGAAGAAGAUUACACCACAAGCAAAUAAGCAACUUUUUUAUAACAGCAGAAAGGAAAGGAAUAAACUAAAAUAAAGCUCUUCCUCAAAUAAAAAAUGCCCAGAGCAUGUCUGUCGGCCCUCAUACACGACAUAUCCCAAACCCCAAAAACGCCCAAAAAUAUCCCAAAAGAUAUGGCCUCACAAAUCCCCCUAACCACCGAGAAAGCUCUCUAGACCCCUUCCCCAACAGCUAUUAUCACCCUCCCCAAAUCCUACCUCCCUCACACCCUAUUCCUUCUCCCCAAAUCCCACUUACCAGCCGUCAUGGGUCAGAAUCCCUUAACCUCUCACAGCAAGAGAUCAAGACUCUUCAAACUCUCCAGAAGAAGAAUCCUAAGAAGAACACGACCAGGCUGACACAGAAUAAUAUUUUUACGUAA
Molecule: messenger RNA, 2902 nt
Organism: Moneuplotes crassus
Lineage: Eukaryota; Ciliophora; Spirotrichea; Euplotida; Euplotidae
Source: the annotation of a GenBank genome assembly